Molecule: messenger RNA, 1471 nt
Organism: Telopea speciosissima
Lineage: Eukaryota; Viridiplantae; Streptophyta; Magnoliopsida; Proteales; Proteaceae
Exons: 1
Coding region: 37-1464 (475 amino acids)
Source: RefSeq, a predicted model, not a curated record
UAGGCUAAGCGAGUGAAUAUAUCAAACCGGUAAGUAAUGGCGAGUCAUCUAGCCGUUCGACACAUCUCAAGAUGCUCCAUCAAACCAGAGUAUAUUUCAGACGAAUCAAAGCAAUCUUUCCACUUGACCCCGUGGGAUCUCUCCAUGCUCAACAUACGUUGCAUCGAGAGAGGUCUUCUCUUUUCAAAACCUCCUCCGACCAAAGACCCUUCUUCCAUUAAUACCAUCAUCGACCACCUUAAGGAUUCCCUUUCCCUCACCCUCGUCCACUUUCUUCCCCUGGCCGGCCACCUCGUCACACAUAAACAAGACAACCCAUCACCUUCUUACUCAAUUUCUUUGGAAUAUUCUAACAACAACAACAACCCAGGAGUGGAUUUUGUCCAUGCUGUUGCUGCUGACGUGACCAUGGCAGAUGUCCUCUCUCCCAUUGACGUUCACGUUCCCCCCAUCGUUCAAUCAUUGUUUCUGUUAGACGAAGCUAUUAGCCACGAUGGCCACACCUUGCCUUUGCUUGCUGUCCAGGUAACAGAGUUAGUGGAUGGAAUCUUCAUCGCAUGCUCCUUCAACCACGUCGUCGGUGAUGGCACUUCUUACUGGAAUUUCUUCAAUGCAUGGGCCGAGAUAUGCAGGAAGAUGAUGGUCAAGGGAAAGCAUGUUGAUAACAUCUCGUGCCCACCUGUCCUCACACGCUGGUUUCUCGAUGAUGAGAAUGGCCAUGUGGACCCCAUAAUCAACUUACCUUUCUCCCACCAUGAUGAGUUCAUUGACAGGUACGAGCCACCAGUGUUGCUCAGAGAGAGGUUCUUCCAUUUCUCCCCAGAAUCCAUUGCGAGGCUCAAAGCUAAGGCCAACGAAGAAUGCAACACCAACACCAACGCCAGCACCAGCACCAGCAUCAUAUCCUCCUUCCAGGCCUUGUCUGCACUUGUCUGGAGAUGUGUGACACGGGCACGUCGUCAUCUACCUAGUCACCAGAAAACAACUUGCAGUUUGACCGUCAAUAAUAGAUCAAGACUAAACCCACCAUUAUCACCAGACUACUUCGGAAACUGCGUUCAGGCUGUGAACGCAACCGUCACUGUUGAAGAACUGCUAAGCCAUGGAAUUGGGUGGGCAGCAUGGCUAUUGCAUGAGGCUGUGAAUGGGCAUAGUGACAGUAAUGUGAGGAGGUGGCUGGAGGGAUGGAUGGUAAGCCCUUUCAUUUACCAACCUACCAAAUUGUUGGGUCCCUGCAAUGUCGUGAUGGGGAGCUCACCCAGAUUCAACAUGUAUGGGUGCGACUUUGGGUGGGGAAAGGCAGAGGCUGUUCGAAGCGGGUCUGCAAACAAGUUCGAUGGGUACGUAUCUUCAUACCCAGGGCGCCCAGGAGGAGGAAGUGUGGAUUUGGAGGUGAGCCUUCAAUCAGAGUGUAUGACUGCUCUCGAGUCCGACCCAGAGUUUAUGGAUGCGUUGUCGCCUUAAUUCCCAC